CGCAAUGCUGGCAAGCGCUCGAGGCGGGCGCGGCAAUGCUAGUCGCGCUUCCGCCUUUCAUCCAAAAGUGAAGCUCCGACCUCGUAGAGAGUGCGAAAUCAAAACGCCAGCUCAAGAGGAGAGAGUGCCCGAGAAGAAAGAUCCAGAAAUCCCUCUCGAAACUUUGAGCGAGGUGGAAUUGGAUGCAAUAGUCGAUCAUCAGUGCGAAGAACCUCUAUCUCUGCAAGAAGCACCAAGUGACUCUGUGCCAACUUUGGCACCGCCGGCUCCAGUGCCAGAUCUGGUUAUGCCCUCAUCGCGCACUGAAACUUGUACCAGCGAGUGUUCAAAGGCAAAGAGAAACAAGCGGUCGGUUUCACGCAAGAAACAAGAGCCAGCUGUGAGUAUCGACUUGCCGACAUUAAUCAAAGAGGCGUUCUUGAGAGAUUUCAUCAAAAUCACCGAGGCAAAGGAAGAGGAUGAAGAAAGAGAAAAAGGAAAAAGUUCAAAAGCCGGAAGAGAGUAUUCCUGUCACGAGAAUACAGAAGGAAGUAAACGUUGCUCCACAAGUGAGGAUCAUCAAUGGGAGCAUUGCCAUCGAAUCCCAAAAGUUUGACGAUAGAUGCCAGGGCCUUGAAUGAGGAGGACCCUGCGACUUACAGGCGCAUAGACGAAACGCACAGGAAGGUGAACUACCGAAGCAGCACCGCAGCCAACGAGAGAUGGAGGCCUGAAGAGACGGAACUCUACUAAAAGGCUGUUGAGCAGUUUGGGACUGAUUUUGAUCUCAUCCAGCGGCUAAUACCUGGCAAGUCACGCAGACAGAUCAACAACAAGUACAGCAGAGAUGGACGUCAAAAUCCGCGGCGUUUAUCGCAAGUCAGCCUCUAACAAGACAGAGAUUUGGAGUACGAGAACCUUUUGGAAGAUGUUCUGCAAGAUAUUGCUGCUGCUGCUGAAAAAGAGGACGAGUUUGCCUUUACGUGGGAUGGCAACAGGAACAAGGGAGAAGAGAGUGUUGCUGAUCCAGCAGCACCAAACUUGGAGCACGGUGAAAACGAAGAGCAUGAAGAUCACGUACACGAGCUCCAAGAAAACAAACGCGAAAAAUUCAAGGUCACCCCAUAUCUCUUUUCUAGUUUUUUGGGAUUAGUUUUUGGAGGAAGGUUUAGCGAUGGAAGAAUAAAUAUCUGUCUCAAAGGAUCACUGCACAGAGCUUCUUGUUUACAAGCUUCCCAUCAAAACAAAAGAUGGAAAAGUUAGAUUUUAUACUUU
This is a messenger RNA of Selaginella moellendorffii, 1254 nucleotides long. RefSeq lists its product as uncharacterized. The transcript is spliced from 9 exons. NCBI's taxonomy places the organism in Eukaryota, Viridiplantae, Streptophyta, Lycopodiopsida, Selaginellales, Selaginellaceae. The record is from RefSeq and is a predicted model, not a curated record. Bases 5 to 595 code for a protein of 196 amino acids.